CGGCAUGCGUACCAAAACGCAAGCCGCGAAUAUUAGGUUAGCCUGUUACAGAAACUGGCUACAGGUGAAGACGGCCAGUUACGUUAAAAAACUAUCGAAUAAAAAUAUCGCAAUCCGUCAAUUUCGCUGCAACAAUACUCUAGACAUGCGACCAAUACAAAAACCUGGUCCGAAAUCAAAAAGCCGGCAAAAUCCGCAUAAGCAGCCAGUUGCCGAUUUGGGCGAAACAAGCACCUCGAGUGAGACCGAUACAAGCUUUUAUUCACCACCAAGAGAUGAAAAUGUUACAGACUAUGGUUUGGACUUUAGCAAUACUUCUCGACGCAGCCGUGCACCAACCACGGCAACCCCAAGAGAUACUGCAGCAUCUUCGUCAAGAAAAGUGGCAUUGCCACCUACAGCAUCUACAUCACGGGCACUGACAAGACGCAAACAGCAGGUUCCAAAUCGAAGAGAACUGCGUAAGCUCUUAAACCGUACUGAUUUCAUGAUACCACGCCUUGCCUUUGGGCGAGUAGUUCGUGAAAUUAUGGUUAGCUUGGGGUCAGAGGUGCACUGCAUAACUCUGGGUGCUUUAGAAGGUCUACAAGCAGCAACAGAAGUGUAUAUAGAAAAUCGGUUUGAAGAUGUGAAUAUGUUAGCAAUGCACUGCCGUCGUAAAACGAUAAUGGUGCGAGAUAUGGAAUUAAUUCAAUUUUUGAUGAGCAAAAAUUGUGUAAUUUGAUAGUUUUCUUGUUUAUUUUAAUGAAAUUAACAUGUAAUUUGUAUGUUUUUAUGUUUGUAUACAAAUAAUGCAUGUAUAUGUAUGCAUAUUUGCAAUAAAUUUUAAGACUGCACAAAUCCGUGUGCUAAAAUAUA
Molecule: messenger RNA, 858 nt
Organism: Rhagoletis zephyria (snowberry fruit fly)
Lineage: Eukaryota; Metazoa; Arthropoda; Insecta; Diptera; Tephritidae
Product: histone H3-like
Cellular component (GO): nucleosome
Molecular function (GO): structural constituent of chromatin; DNA binding; protein heterodimerization activity
Source: RefSeq, a predicted model, not a curated record